UAUGGUUAUCUAAAAAUAUUCCAAAUUUCAAUUGCCUAAACAUAAUCGUUUAAGUUAUAGAAAAGUUAUAAAGUCGCUCUGUUCCUAUUUAUACAAAAAAAAUGUCUGCUCCAACCGAGUUAAGUUUCGAUGAAAUACUUAAGUUUAUGUUAGCACACAAUGGUAAAGUUACAAACCACGAACUAGUGAAGCAUUUCAAAGUUUUUCUUAUGAAUCCUGAGAUGAGAGACGAAGCAAGAAGUACUUUCAAAAAGAACGUUAAUGCACUCGCUAUAAUAAAAACUCAAAACAAUGAGAAAUGGCUCAUACUCAAAAAGAAGUAUAUGCCAAAUAACGGUAAAGAUGUGGAAGAGGUCAGUGAGACUAAAGCCGAGUCACCACACGUGGGCUCUCUUGACACGCAAUUAGAGUCUGAUCCCCCACCACCUCCAAGGCCGCCGUUACCAGUUCAACUUAAUCAGGAUUUCAGUUUAUUGACUAAUCUUAUACAAGAUACUCAGUGUAAUCCAAUAAGCGAAACCCAAGAAAAUCUUGCUUUAGCACAAAGUGAAGAUGUACCACCAAAAGUCCAUCCGAGAAGGAGAUCUUCAGAAAAAAACUUGGAAAAACUGUCAAGUCCACAGACACAGUCUCACCGUACCUCUAUACCGAACAAUGAAAGUGUUGAGAUAUCUGAGACCUCACAAUCUACUUUGACUUCAUCAAGAAGUGAGAGCAUGCUGGUAGACAAUGAGCACAAGAUCUCAGUGAAGGAAAGAAAGCAAAUGUUCAAUCGAAUGGCCUCAGAAAGUGAUGUCUUGAAAUCAAAUAAAAUUGGUACAAGCUUCAGCACAAUGGGUACCGACGAGGAAGACAGGAUUUCGCUUGACCAGAAAAGUGAGACAGAUCCUUUGGAUUCCAAACAAAAGCAAUGGAUAUUGUGUGCCGCGAGAGGCGAGUAUCACGCUCUUGCUAAAAUGUGCAAAGAAAAUGCAAAACUUGUGAAGACCAAGGAUCCUUUUACGGUAAGUUUACAUAGACACGACAUAUUGUAAUCACCGGACGAAGGCAGUAAUUACGCGGCAUGUUAUGGAGCUUAAUAAAUAUUUUGAAUAUUAGCUUCGGUAAACAGCAAGGAAAAAAACUUUUUUAGUGGAAAUUACAUAACAACGCACAUAAAGGUAGUAUUUAUUUGUCACACAACACUGUAAUGAGGAUUGUUUUUAACUAGCUCUAAAUAUUUUUUCUACUUUUUAUUUUUAGUUAAGUAAUUUAAAUGCUCAUAAGGUCACAGGUAAUAUAUGGAAAGAAAGUGCCCGUACUUAAAUCGUGAUACUAGUGUGAGUUCGAUGCAUGUGACUAGGAGAUGUAUGAAAAUGGUAGUGCAAGGUA
Bombyx mandarina (wild silkworm) is the source of this 1371-nucleotide messenger RNA. RefSeq lists its product as uncharacterized. NCBI's taxonomy places the organism in Eukaryota, Metazoa, Arthropoda, Insecta, Lepidoptera, Bombycidae. The record is from RefSeq and is a predicted model, not a curated record.